CAUAGCCGCUUUUAUUUUGAAGUCCUCUGCACCGGAAGUAAUGAUCACGCUCUUUCUAAACUGGGAACCAGAUCGCGUCUCGUGGGUUCUCUCUCUACAUCCAUGGUUCUCUCUCGGUGUUCCUGAGGAAGUGUGUGUGAGCGGCUGAUCCAUCGUCUGUGUGUCUGGAUGAACCUCUGACUUUGUGCUCUUUCUUCUGAAGCCUCUAGUUCGGACUCUAGAAGCUAGCUUAGCAUGCUAGCUGAUAACACGCUAGCAACACAGAGUGAGAGAAACGGGAAGUGGUGAUUUAGUAAACAUGAGUGUUGUGCUGCUCUCGUUGGUGAAGCAGCGACUCACUGCGGCUGCUGAAGACAUAUUUGUUCUGUUUGAAAGAACGAUAGCAGAGUACGAGGAGGAACUGUCUCGUUCAAAACAGGAGAACGAGAGACACCGGAAUCUACUGGACGCUGUUUUACAGCCUCAGCUUCAGAUCCACAGAGCAGACGUCCAGCAGCUGGUGGUGGUUAAAGAAGAGGUUCCCCCUGAGCAGCAGGAGUGGAGCUCCAGUCUGGACCAGGAGGACCCAGAGCCCCCCCCACACAUCAAAGAGGAACAGGAGGAACUCUGGAGCAGUCAGGAGGGAGAGCAGCUUCAAGGGCUGGUGGAGGCUGAUAUCACCAAGUCCACAUUCACUCCUGUCCCUGUGAAGAGUGAAGAUGAUGAAGAGAAACCUCAGUCCUCUCAGCUUCAUCAAAGACAAACUGAACACAUGGAAACAGAAGCUGAUGGAGAGGACUGUGGAGGACCAGAACCAGCCAGGAACUCAGAUCCAGAGAGACAUUUACAACCAGAGACUGAGGACAACCCUGGAAGCUCUUCUGAACCUGAUACUGGAGAUUCGAAGGAGCCCAGAGAACCAGGUUCAAACUCUCAGAAAAAUAAACAAGACAAUGUCAGUGAUUCAAGACGUAGUACAGGAGAGAAACCAUUCAGCUGCUCAGUCUGUGAGAAGUCUUUUAAACAGAGGGGACAUUUAAAGGAACAUAUGAAAAUCCAUACAGGAGAGAAACCAUUCAGCUGCUCAGUCUGUAAGAAAUCAUUUCCAAGGAGAACAAAUUUCCAUAGACAUUUGAGAACACACACAGGAGAGAAACCAUUCAGCUGCGCAGUCUGUGAGAAAGCUUUUGCCCUGAAAGAACCUUUACAACGACACAUGAGAAUCCACACAGGAGAGAAACCAUUCAGCUGCGCAGUCUGUGAGAAAGCUUUUGCUAUGAAAGAACCUUUACAACGACACAUGAGAAUCCACACAGGAGAGAAACCAUUCGGCUGUUCAGUCUGUGAGAAAUCUUUUAAACGGAGAGAAAGUUUAAAGGAACAUAUGCAAAUCCAUACAGGAGAGAAACCAUUCAGCUGCUCAAUCUGUAAUAAAUCCUUUCCAACGAGAGCACAUUUCCAUCGACACUUGAGAAUCCACACAGGAGAGAAACCAUUCAGCUGUACAGUCUGUGAGAAAGCUUUUGCCCUGAAUGCAACUUUACAACGACACAUGACACACCACACAGGAGAGAAACCAUUCAGCUGCAGUGUCUGUGAAAAAAGAUUUACACAGAGCUAUCAGGUCAAAAUCCAUAAGUGUGUUGGUCGUCAGUCCUCACAGCUUCAUCAAACUCAAACUGAAGAGAACAGAGAGGCAGAGCCUCUAGCCAGCAGCUCAGCUGAACACAUGGAAACAGAAGCUGAUGGAGAGGACUGUGGAGGACCAGAACCAGCCAGGAACUCAGAUCCAGAGAGACAUUUACAACCAGAGACUGAGGACAACCCUGGAGGCUCUUCUGAACCUGAGACUGAAGACAGUGAUUAUUGUUAGGUUUAAACUAUUUGGGUAAGUCCCAGUAAGUCGUAUAUAAUGCGAUACCUUGACGUUUUGUGAUGAUAAAUGUUUUGGUCCAAGUAAAGAGAGGACUGUGGAGGACCAGAACUGUCAACAUUUAUAACCAGAGAGCGAGGAGGUUUCCAUAUUGGGAUAUAUAAUUAAAACAAAAGUUAAUAUAAUCAAAUAUAAUUUUGUAGAAUCCACAAUGUAAAAUGCAUGAUGUCACUCUAUACUUAUAUACUAAAUGUACACGGUUUGUUAAACUGACAUGAAAGAGUUUAAGUUCUGAUAUAGUUUAUCACUAAAGGUGUCACUAUUCAGCAGAGGGAAGACACCCUUACUCUCACAGCAGGAGGCCCCUGACUCAAUGGGAUAUUACUGUAAGCUUUAGUUUAGUUUUGAGGCAAGUCUGGACAUGUCCAGUCUCACACCUGGAAGCAAUGACUCUUCUCCACAUACAUGGGUCUGUUGGUGUGUAUUCACUUCUGCUUCUGUUGGUAUGAUAUAAAAGCAGCAGCUGAGAGAGGAAAAAAAGUCUUAGGGUUCUUAACUUGGAAUCUCUCCCUAGAUUUUAUUUACUUGCUGUCAUCAUGAAGACAUUUCUCUGGAGAUGUGCAGGGGGUUUUAACAGAAAGGAAAACAUGUUAACUGGUAAAUUAAUCAUUAAUACCAGAGAGUAAGACAUUGUAUAACUGUCACAUUGU
This is a messenger RNA of Gymnodraco acuticeps, 2562 nucleotides long. RefSeq names its product zinc finger protein 260-like. NCBI's taxonomy places the organism in Eukaryota, Metazoa, Chordata, Actinopteri, Perciformes, Bathydraconidae. The record is from RefSeq and is a predicted model, not a curated record. Gene Ontology annotation, biological process: regulation of transcription by RNA polymerase II. Gene Ontology annotation, molecular function: RNA polymerase II cis-regulatory region sequence-specific DNA binding; DNA-binding transcription factor activity, RNA polymerase II-specific. Bases 299 to 1852 code for a protein of 517 amino acids. The transcript is spliced from 2 exons.